CAUCUUUGCGCUACAACUACAGACAUUACAAUGGACUAUUCAGUUGUCUCCUCGGAAGCUGAUGCUCUCCAUGGUGCGUCUCCUUGGGGCUCGUCAUCCCCUCGCGCAGACAGAGCCUUUCCCAACGCUGCAGCUUCUCCCGAAUCGCCUGCUCCCUUCCGAGGCCAUUCCCACAAUCAAUCGCAAGAUAGCAUUCCAGACUCUCCUUACCUACCCGCCGGUGUGGCUGCUACGACUACGGCAGAAUCCCCAGAUCCACAGCCCACGCCAGGAUCACCGGAUAGAGCGCAGUCUGUUUCACAGGAUGGUCAGGCGCCAGCAUCAGGUCAACAACCGGCUGGUCAAGCUCAACCGCGGCCUCAGGCGGCCAGAUAUCACGGCACAAAGCCACAAAGACCUGUACCUCAGUAUAGACUGCAAGCAAAAGUGACAGCUCUUGAAAGGACAGGCCGCAAAGACCCAGUCAUCCGAUUUGACGUCUAUACCAAUUUACCCAGAUUCCGAACCACCCAAUUCCGUGAUGUCCGCCGAACACACUCAGAGUUCGUCAAGCUGGCCGACCAUCUAAUAUCUGCCAACCCCGAAGCCCUUGUGCCCGCUGUCCCUCCCAGCAUAACUUCGGCGGGCGCAGGAACCGAUGAAGAUGAAGUUCGAGUCAAGAAUUCUAUACAGAGAUGGUUGAACUGUGUCUGCAGUAACGACGUGCUGAUGCGUGAUGAAGAGAUGGUGUUCUUUGUCGAAAGUGACUUUGGAUACUCGCCUGUCGUGAGGAUGAAGCAGCCCGCCACAGGCGUGCGUCGGAAGGUCUUGAAGCAGUUUGCGCCCCCGCCAGAUGAUACACCUGAACUCCAUGAAGCCAGGCCGGUGGUUAAGAUGUUCUAUCUCGGGUCGCUCGAUACAAGCCAGAAGCUCGAGAAGGUCGUGAAAUCAAGGAGAUCUCUCGGUCUUGCAGAAUCGUCCUUGGGCGAGAAGCUCGGCCAGAUGCAUGUCCAAGAGACCCACGCAGGUCUGUCAACGGCAUACCGCAAACUUGGCCGUAUCAUCCAAACUUGCGGCGACUACCACGCAGCACAAGGGACCGCAGAAGCCACCACGCUCGGCGACUCGCUAGCCUAUCAUUCCUCAGACGCCUUCAUUGUUAAGGAAACCCUGACGAAUCGGCACAUCCUUCUGCGCGAGCUCGUGCAGGCCGAAGCGUCCCGGCGCAGCAAAGAGAAUGCCGUCCAACGCCUCAAGAGUAGCUCGAACGUUCGCAGGGACAAAGUCGACGAAGCCAUCUCCUCGCUCGACGAGGCCAUGAGCCAGGAGAACUACCUGCGUUCCAAAUCCCAGCGCGUCACGGCGAACCUGUUGAUGGAGAAGCGACGCUGGUUCGACCGCACGAGCAACGAAUUCAUGUUCAGCCUCAGAGAGUAUGUGCUGCGCCAGAUCGAAGCGGAGCGCCGUACCCUCGCGACCCUGGAGAGCGUCAGGCCGGACGUCCGCGCGAUCGACGCAAGUGGCGGGCUGAGCAGGCUUGGACGAGAGAGUCACCCCGUUGUCAGAAGGGUCAGUAUGGCCAGCAGCCAGGGCGCCAAGGGCGAUGCCUGGAGCGGCGUGCCGCGCAGCAGGGACGCCAUGACUAGGAGUCUGAGUGGCAGUUUCGGCCCGGGCAGCAUUCCCGAGAUCGAUGAGAAUGGCACCGAUGGACAGGGUCAGGCUGGUGGUGCCGCCGCGGCUGGUAGGCCUAGGAGUGCUACAGGCGCCAGUCUGAAGGAGGACGAGGAUGAUGAUCGUGUCGAUGCGAGAAAUGCGGCGAGUCGGUUGGCGCAGAGCACGUUCUGAAUCUACUUCGACUUCCCUUCAUAUUGUUCAUACCUAGGUAGGCUUAGCCAUGAAAUAUCUCACGAACGAACGAACGAACGGGUCAGCGAGCAGAGAACCAUAUGAUAUGAUAAAACCACUUAGUAUUAGGGGGGAGUAUUUACUUUUUGUCUGUCUUUC
Molecule: messenger RNA, 1983 nt
Organism: Exophiala xenobiotica
Lineage: Eukaryota; Fungi; Ascomycota; Eurotiomycetes; Chaetothyriales; Herpotrichiellaceae
Exons: 3
Coding region: 31-1824 (597 amino acids)
Biological process (GO): intracellular protein transport; retrograde transport, endosome to Golgi
Cellular component (GO): retromer complex; retromer, tubulation complex; endosome
Molecular function (GO): phosphatidylinositol-3-phosphate binding
Source: RefSeq, a predicted model, not a curated record